AUGCGGGUCAGUGAAGUUCCAAUGUCAGAAAGCCAUGCCUCUUCUGUUGGUCUUUCAGGCAAAUUGAAGGAACUUAAUGGCAGUGCAGCUGAAGAACAUAAGCUUACAGAAGAUGACUUGAUAAUCCUGGAAAAGUUGUUGUCUGCAACAUGCAACAGCUCUGCAGAAACGCCUACAGCACAGCAACUUCAGACUUUAUGGAGAGCAGUUAACUGGCCAGAAGAUAUUGUCUUUCCAGCCCUAGACAUUCUUAGAUUGUCUGUCAGGCAUCCUGUUGUGAAUGAGAACUUCUGCAGUGAAAACGAUCACGUACAACUUACCGUCCUUCUUCUUAAAUUUCUGAACCCUAAAGGAAAGCAAGCAAACCAACUGUUGGCACUUAGAGCUCUUUGCAAUUGUUUUGUCAGCCAGGCAGGCCAGAAGCUCAUGAUGAAACAAAGAGAUGAAAUAAUGACACAAGCAAUAGAAAUGAAAUCAGGUGAUAAUAAGAACAUCCACAUUGCGCUUGCCACGCUGACGCUGAACUAUGCCGUGUGUUUGCAUAAAGUCAACAACAUCGAGGGCAAAGCUCAGUGUUUAUCAGUAAUCAGCACAGUUAUGGAAGUUGUUCAAGAUCUUGAAGCCAUUUUUAGACUGCUUGUGGCUCUUGGGACGCUAAUCAGUGAUGAUACAAAUGCUGUGCAAUUAGCUAAGUCUCUCGGAGUUGACUCUCAAAUAAAAAAGUAUGCCUCUGUAUCAGAACCGGCUAAAGUAAAGGAAUGCUGUAGGUUUGUUCUGAACUUGCUGUAA
This is a messenger RNA of Eurypyga helias (sunbittern), 789 nucleotides long. RefSeq names its product phospholipase A-2-activating protein-like. Gene Ontology annotation, cellular component: nucleus; cytoplasm. The record is from RefSeq and is a predicted model, not a curated record. Gene Ontology annotation, molecular function: ubiquitin binding. The transcript is spliced from 2 exons. The coding region runs from base 1 to 789 and encodes 262 amino acids. Gene Ontology annotation, biological process: ubiquitin recycling; proteasome-mediated ubiquitin-dependent protein catabolic process. Lineage: Eukaryota; Metazoa; Chordata; Aves; Eurypygiformes; Eurypygidae.